Molecule: messenger RNA, 4153 nt
Organism: Alosa alosa (allis shad)
Lineage: Eukaryota; Metazoa; Chordata; Actinopteri; Clupeiformes; Clupeidae
Gene: asap2b
Product: ArfGAP with SH3 domain, ankyrin repeat and PH domain 2b
Exons: 28
Coding region: 342-3446 (1034 amino acids)
Biological process (GO): positive regulation of GTPase activity
Cellular component (GO): cytoplasm
Molecular function (GO): GTPase activator activity; protein binding
Source: RefSeq, a predicted model, not a curated record
GUAGACUAAACGACGCUACUUCUGAAACUGAAUAGCACAAUCACCUAGGCUGAAGUCGGGUGAACUGCAUAUUCUGGAAGCUUUUGCCAUAAUCUACCUGGCGAUUGUUGUUAGUUUCGUUUAGCUUACUUAGACUAUUUAUUUUUUGUGUAAGACAAUCGGAGUGCAGAUUUGUCUCAUUGCGCACAGCGAGAGGGUCAUGCGUCUCUGCUGGAAUGUCUAACCUGAGAUAACAUUGUGGAACACCUCGGGAUCUGGCUACCAGGUCACCGCUGGCUACGAUUGGAUACUCUUGCCAUCACCCAGUCUCGGAACCGGACCCAUACCUAUAAGGCUUCAACAUGUCUGACCGGGUCUCCGUCGUGGAGUUCAUGGACAUAACCAAUGAGGAUUAUAAAGCCCCCACAACCUCAAUUUUCACUACUCGGAUGACCAACUGUCGGAACACGGUGACCGCUUUGGAAGAGGCUUUGGAUGUGGACCGAGGUGUUCUGCACAAGAUCAAGAAGUCAGUCAAGUCCAUCAGCAGCUCUGGUCUGACACAUGUGGAGAAUGAGGAGCAGUAUAUCCAGGCGCUGGAGAAGUUUGGGGAGAACUGUGUGUACAGGGAUGACCCCGAUGUCGGUUCGGCCUUCCUCAAGUUUGCUGUGUUCACAAAAGAGCUCACCGCCCUCUUCAAAAACCUGCUGCAGAAUAUGAACAACAUCAUCACGUUCCCAUUGGACAGUCUGCUUAAGGGAGACUUGAAGGGCGUGAAGGGGGACUUGAAAAAGCCUUUCGAUAAAGCCUGGAAGGACUAUGAUACAAAAGUCAACAAGAUUGAGAAGGAGAAAAGGGAGCAUGCAAAGCAGCACGGGAUGAUCCGAACGGAGUUCAGCGGAGGAGAGAUCGCCGAGGAAAUGGAAAAGGAGAGACGCCUUUUCCAAUUGCAGAUGUGCGAGUAUCUUCUCAAAGUGAAUGAAAUCAAAGUGAAGAAAGGUGUGGAUCUUCUCCAGAACCUUAUCAAGUAUUUCCAUGCUCAGUGCAACUUCUUCCAAGAUGGUCUGAAGGUGGUGGAGAGCCUCAAACCUACCAUGGAGAAACUCUCUACAGACCUUUCAGCAAUGAAGCAGGGCCAGGAUGGGGAGAGGAAACAGUUGGCACAGCUCCGGGACGCACUCAAGUCCUCCCUGCAGGCAGAUGCGAAGGAGGAUGCCCAAUCCAAACAGAAUCCUGGCUACAGUCUUCAUCAGCUCCAGGGGAACAAAGCCCAUGGGACAGAACGUUCUGGAAUGCUGUACAAGAGAAGUGAAGGUCUGCGAAGGGUCUGGCAGAAGAGGAAAUGUUCGGUGCGGAACGGGUUCCUCACCAUAUCUCACGGAACGGCAAACAGCCCACCCGCCAAAUUGAACCUGCUGACCUGUCAGGUGAAGCACAACCCAGAUGAGAAGAGGAGCUUUGACCUAAUCUCACAUGACAGAACAUAUCACUUCCAGGCAGAGGAUGAGGGAGAGUGUCAGAUUUGGAUCUCAGUGCUACAGAACAGUAAGGAAGAGGCUUUGAACAACGCUUUCAAAGGUGACCCUGAGGAGAGUGGCGAGAACAACAUUGUCCAAGAGCUGACCCGCGCCAUCGUUGAGGAGGUCAAAAGGAUGAGCGGCAACAGCGAAUGUUGUGACUGCGGAGCGGCCGAUCCAACCUGGCUCUCCACCAAUCUUGGAGUGUUAAUCUGUAUUGAAUGUUCUGGAAUUCAUCGGGAGAUGGGGGUCCACUACUCCAGAAUCCAAUCUCUGACAUUAGACGUCCUUGGGACCUCGGAACUUUUGCUGGCUAAGAAUAUUGGGAAUGCUGUCUUCAACGAGGUCAUGGAGGCUAAUCUGUCAGCAGAAGAUGUCUCCAAACCCAAGCCCUCCAGUGACAUGCAGACAAGGAAAGACUACAUCACGGCCAAGUACACGGAGAAGCGAUUCGCUCAGCGCAAAUUCGCCGACGCCACGUCCAGACAGCACGCCCUGCGGGAGGCCGUGCGGAUCCGCGAUAUCCUCACCCUGCUACAGGUCUUCGCUGAGGGAGUUGACCUAAUGGAGGCCAUCCCCCCUGGCCAACAUGAGCAUGAGCCUGGCGAGACGGCACUGCACUUGGCCGUGCGGACGGUGGACAGGAACUCCCUCCACAUCGUGGACUUCCUGGCACAGAACAGUGUGAGCCUGGACAAGCAGACGGGCAAAGGGAGCACAGCUCUGCACUACUGCUGCCUGACGGACAACAGUGAAUGUCUGAAACUGCUGCUAAGGGGGAAGGCUUCUGUCGCUACAGCCAACGAAGCAGGGGAGACUCCUCUGGACCUGGCCAGGCGUCUCAGACACACUCAGUGUGAGGAGCUGCUGACACAGGUACAGACAGGCAAGUUUAACGUCCACGUGCACGUGGAGUAUGAGUGGAGGCUCCACAACAACGACCUGGACGAGAGCGACGAGGAGAUGGAGGAGAAGCCCAUCCCUCAGGGCCGGCGAGAGGAACGCCCAGUCAGCUGUUUCAUCCCGGGAAGCGGCCCCAUGCAGCCGAACAUGGCCUGUCUGGCCCGUGACGCCGCGUCGCUUGUGGCCAGCAGGGAGCGCCAGCGAGGCUACAACCCCAGCAUGGUCUCCAACGAGACGUACGGCACCAUGUUGGACCUGGCCUCCCCCCCGCCCAGUGCGCCAAGCCUGCCGGGCGGCCUCGUGGUCCCAGCGGUCCCAGCGGUCCCAGUGCCCCCACUCCCGCCACGCAACCCUGCCAAAGGAGCAGGAGCAGGAGCAGGAGCAGGAGCUCCAGGUUGGACGCCCAAUUCCAUGGAGUCCACUGGGAGACAGAGGUCUGCCUCAGACCCCUACAACCCAGAGACAUACAUCCCUAUGAAUGUUGUUCCUCCGCCGGCUCCACCUCCUCCCGUCUCCAAGAGAACAGCUACGGCGAACAAGGGCAAAACCCCCCCGUUGCCUCCUGUUCCAGGCGCCCCACCGCUGCCCUCCCUCCCCCACGGGCCUCCUCGCUUGCCCCCAGCGCCCACUCUGCCCCCAGCACCCCCCUACAAGCCCACCCCCCCCCCCCCACCGGUCCACCGGGCUUCAGGGCCCAAAUCACCAAGCGGCAAUUUAGAUGCCAGUGUCACCAAAGGGACAGCCAGGCGUCCCCCACCUUUAGACAGAGCCAAGGAUAUCCCAGCUCUGCCGCCCAACACAGAGCCACUGCCCUCCUCUCCCCCAACCCCAAAACCCAGGAAAGUCCACACAAAACAUAAGACUCGGAGAGUAAAAGCCAUCUACAACUGCAAGGCUGAUAAUCCUGACGAGCUCACAUUCAAUGAGGGAGAGGUGAUCGUGGUGGAUGGAGAGGAGGACCAGGAGUGGUGGGUUGGCCAUAUUGACGGGGACCCCAACCGCAGAGGAGCAUUCCCCGUCACGUUCGUCCACGUCAUCUCGGAGUGAUCACCUCACAGUAUCAACGUCGCAGGAUUUUAUACGUGGAUUGGAAGCGUGGGAGAGAGGGAAAGAGAAGACAAGACACAGAGAUAGAGAUGUCCAAAAGACACCAUUGUGUUCUCACAGAGGAGAAGACAUGUUUGCCUCUCCACCGUAAGAAUUGGCAUCUUACAGAGAUCAUCAUUCUACUUUAUACAAAAACGUGUUCAGCAGCAGAAUGUCUGUUUUCUAUGUACCGGUACUUUGGUCGAAGAAACGGCCACCUGCUUUCAAUUGAAGUGACAGCCUGAUGGAUAUUUAUACCCCCAUGACACAUGCAGACUAAAACAAGAUGAGCAUAAACACUGUAAUGGAACUAAAUAUUACAUCCUGUAGACAGUCAUGUUUCUAGUCUUUUCCUACCCGUUCAGGGCAACAUCUGUAAAUCAGUACUGAUAUACUGGUCAUGAAAAUCUUGGAUGCAAACACAGGUCAACAAGUGGGACAGUGGCAUAUUCCUUGAUUUGCAGUUGAUUGAUAUAGUGUUCUUCUAUCUGCAACACAUCCCAUUUUAGAAUACUUUUGAGAUUUUGACCGAAGUUGCAGAGCAACUGUAGUAUUUGUACAUUAUUGUAUUGCCUUAAAAACUGCACCUAAAAAGACAAUUAUUUUGGUUUGUGUGAAUCGCUUGUAUUCUUCAGGGACAGGAUCAUUAAACUCAUUUCUUUAAGUAA